GGAUCGCCUGAAAUGGAAUUGAGCACAUGAGGUAUCUAUCGUGGCGUUACUCUUGAGAUAUCAUGAAAGAAUGAACCACUCUAUGAACACAAUGUCAGACACUAUAGAACAGCCAGCCAUUGAUAGUUGCAAGGGGUAUGAAGAAACAGCAACUCACUUGAGAGUAUAUGGAGAAGAGCAUCCUCGAGGUAGUCUUUCCGAUACGAAUAGUUGCGAAAGUUCUUAUAGUUUUCAUGAAGAAGUGGAAGGCCUUCUCUUUCAGUCACCGUUAUAUAAUAACUGGCAGGGGAGGAAUGAGACUCUUCACUCUAGUUGUACAGAAAAUGCGUCGGACUCAAAGGUACGGAGAGAACAGGCCCGUUUAGAGUUUUGGUACACUUCAGGUUAUCAAAGUGGCUUUGAUUCAUACUCUCAAGAAGAAGAUUUUUCAAAAAGCUUUUCUGUGGAGAACCAUGUAGUAUGUCCCGACCUCAACAACGUGGAAAUGAAACGACAGUGCUAUCCAAUGGAAGAUUACGAUGAAGAAAGCGUGGAAAUCAAUUUGGGUUCUUCUACAUAUAAUGGUACAGACAUAUCAUCUAUUUAUAAGUAUAUGCAACAGAGGGAUGAAGCGUCGUUACUGUUGACUAGAGAUAGAAACUCGAUGUACCCUUCCAAUUUUCUAUCUUAUUCGUUCGCAACCGAAGGACAUUCCAAUCGUUCCCAGUCAAGUUGCAAUAAGGAUAAUGUAGAGAAAAAUUCAUUCAAGACGUGCAAGGAGAUUGUAAAAGAGGUGCCUUGGACCCAAUGCGAUGAGUAUUUACAAGAGUGUCAUGACUUGAUGAAAGCGAAUCUUAUGCAAAGUCAUUUGCAGUUGCCAAAAGUAAGCUGUCCAUUGAAUGCGACAAGAAGAAGAAAAAGAAGAAAAUCGAAAGCCUCUCCGAAAGAUUUACUGGAACAAGAUGCAUCCGUGUUGUACAAACCUACGGAUUGGUCUCAAUAUGAGUUGAGUAGUUAUCGUAUGGCAGCAUUAGCACGGUAUUAUUACAAGAAGCAUCGUCGAAAUUAUGCAAACAAGGUACGCUAUGAAUGUAGAAAGCGAUUGGCUGUUUAUCGACCUCGCUUGUAUGGUCGUUUUGUUAAAGCAUCUUGUAAUACAUCAAAAAGUGAUGAACCCUCACACGAUUUAGAUAAUAUGUGAUGUUUACCUACUUGAGUGAAGAGAGUUGGGAUUCUUCUUCUUGAUGCAUAAAAAAGAUGGACAACGAUGGGUUGGUUGCAUCCUUUGAAGAAACUUUUGUGGUUUGGAUGAGAUACAUAUCUCUAUUUAUAAGGUAUCUGUUGGGAAUAGUUUUGUCCAUUUGGAUAUCUGUUGUUUUGGGAAUAAUAAAUAUUCAUAUUUUCCA
This is a messenger RNA of Galdieria sulphuraria, 1385 nucleotides long. RefSeq lists its product as uncharacterized. The record is from RefSeq and is a predicted model, not a curated record. Gene Ontology annotation, biological process: regulation of flower development. The coding region runs from base 71 to 1180 and encodes 369 amino acids. Gene Ontology annotation, molecular function: protein binding. The transcript has a single exon. Lineage: Eukaryota; Rhodophyta; Bangiophyceae; Galdieriales; Galdieriaceae.